UUUUUUUUUUCAUCAUCUUUACUUAUCACAAAAAAUGAAAUUCGCUUUUACAAUUCUCUUGGCUCUGUGUCUUUUCGCUAUGACCCUUGCUCAAUCUACCGCAGGUAUUGCUACCACUGCACCUUUAUUAAACGCUACAGUGGCUCUUGGCUCGAACUAUACAAUUCAAUGGUCUGUCACUGACGUGAAUGCUACCACUAUUGAAUCGAUUUCCUUGAUGCAAGGUAACCCUCUUUAUCUAUCGGUGGUCAUUGCUAAUAUCCUUACGAAUGGAUCCAUCCCUGUCAGCGAUUUGGGCUAUAACUGGACUGUCCCUACCACCCUCCCUCCAAGCACUGACUAUGCAUUUUCCUUUUUCGGAAACAACUCUGGCAUCACAUAUUCUCCAUUCUUUACUCUCCAGUAAUUGUUUAACCAAAAAAAAAAAAACAAAUAAAUAAAUAAAUGUAUAUUUCAUAAUAAAGAAGAAAAGGGUAUAUUUAUGAUUGCAUAUCCGGAUUCAAAUCUAAAAUCCAGAAAGG
Messenger RNA from Mucor mucedo, 521 nucleotides. RefSeq lists its product as uncharacterized. Lineage: Eukaryota; Fungi; Mucoromycota; Mucoromycetes; Mucorales; Mucoraceae. The transcript has 4 exons. The record is from RefSeq and is a predicted model, not a curated record. The coding region runs from base 35 to 406 and encodes 123 amino acids.